Messenger RNA from Aphanomyces astaci, 2317 nucleotides. RefSeq lists its product as hypothetical. The transcript has 8 exons. NCBI's taxonomy places the organism in Eukaryota, Oomycota, Saprolegniomycetes, Saprolegniales, Verrucalvaceae. Gene Ontology annotation, biological process: RNA methylation. Bases 12 to 2246 code for a protein of 744 amino acids. The record is from RefSeq and is a predicted model, not a curated record. Gene Ontology annotation, molecular function: tRNA (cytidine-N5)-methyltransferase activity.
AGUUGUUGGCCAUGGCGAAAUCCAAGCAAGGUGGACGAAACCACAAGAAGCCCGCCGCCGCUGCUCCUGUUGCGGAGAAGCGCAAGGCGGUGUACUACAGUGGCUCUAGUGACGAGGAAGAGGACUCGUACAAGCAUGGAAUUCCGCUAAAGUCUCUCGAGAAUGCCGGUGUCCGUGACUUCACGACCCAGGUGGUCGCCGACGAGGGCAAGAGCAAGAAGAAGAACAAAAAGAAGGGCAAGAAGGAGCCUGCCCACGUGGCCAACGAAGAGCCUGAACCGCGUAAGAAGAAGCUGAACAACGACUUGCCUUUGGAAGAGCGCAAGAAGCGGUUGUUGGAGCAAAAGGCCAUUCGGUCCGAGAAGGUCGUGUGGCGCAAGUUUGGCCGUGAAAACUCUGCGUUUGAAGAGUAUUACCGUCAGCUGUGGGGCAUCGAUGACACGGAGUGGAAAGUGGUCACCAAGUGCCUGGAAACCCCGCCGUCCGUGCACUUUCGCAUCAACGGCACGUUUCGCAGCUUGAGCGACAUUGCCAAAGGCAGUGUGGAGUGCGAUUUUGACGUGGAUGGAUCGGUGCUGAAGCUGUCGACUGGCGAAGAAAAGCCGCUGCAGUUGCAACCCGUGGAGUGGUUGAACGACGACUCGUCGUCGAUUUGGAAGAUCAACGUGGACAGCAAAACGCUUCGGAAAACCAAGCAAUUGGAUGGGAUCAACACGUUCAUUCGAGACCAAACGGCCGCGGGCACGUUGGUCCGCCAAGAACCGACCAACAUGCUGCUUCCCAUCUACUUGGACGUCCACCCAGGCCAUGCUGUACUCGACUUGAACGGAUCGGGGGCGAGCCGCGCCGCCCAGAUCGUGGAAGGCCUGCAAGACCCGACCAACGAGUUUGAACCCAAGGGGGUAGUCGUAGUCAACGAGCAGGACGCGGCCAGCGCAACCAAAGCAACUCGGAUGGUCGCUCAGACUGUCGCGAACGCCGCGUCAGUGAUUGUCACUGCGCACAAGAGCGAAGAGUUUCCCGACAUCGAAGGCGACGGAGACCGACUGUUUGAUCGCAUUCUGUGCUCCGUGCCGUGUUCUGGCGACGGAUCGAUCCGAAAGUUCCCGGAGAAAUGGCGCUGCUGGGCCCCGUCGACCGCGUAUGCGUUCCACGCGACGCAGCUGGAGCUGGCCACGAGGUCGCUGCAGCUGCUGGCGGUGGGCGGGCGGCUGGUGUACGCCACGCGGUCGUUCAGCCCCGUCGAGAACGAAGCGAUUGUGGCGGCGUUGCUACGUACAGGAGCGUGCGAAUUGGUGGACGUGUCCGACGCUGUGCCUGCUUUGCAGACCCGACCGGGGGUCGAGUCGUGGGAGGUCGUCGACGACUCGCUGGCCACGCUCAAGUCGUUCGAGUCCACUUCCGAAGACACUCGGCGGCGCCUCAAGCUCCGCCCGACCAUGUUUGGCCCCCAAGCAUCGGAAAAGUCGUUCCACUUGGACCGAUGUGUGCGGGUACUGCCCCAUGACAACGACACGCACGGGAUGUUUGUGGCCGUGCUGCACAAGACGAACGAGUUGGUUUCGGUGGCUGCUGGUCCCGCUGCCGCCGCGCCGCUACCUUCCUCGGACAAGAAAGUCGCCACCGCGGACAAAAAGAAGCUACUGAAGCAGCGCGUGGGGGUAUACAGCCCCAUCAGCUCUGGUCACUUCAAGCUAGUGUCGAGUGGGUUUGGCAUUGAUUUGCCUUCCACGAGCUUUAUGGAACACUUGAACUUUACCAAGACCCGCGAUGUGCACUACGUCACAGAGGGUGUCGCCAAUGUGCUGGGGCGGUAUGCUGGUCGGCUGCAUGUGCACAAGGCGGGCACGACGGCGUUUCAAAUGACUCCGACGGGGUGUGUUGUGGCGGACGACGGUCUGCGCGCGAUCGUCCGGCAUUGUUCGGAACGUGUGAUUACGUUGGACAUGGACGAGUUUUCCCAAAUGGUGAACGUCAAGCAUGCAUGGCUAAAGCACUUGAGUGAGAAAGCACAAGCGCAGCUCAACGACUUGGACGACGGCAGUGUGAUAUUGGCACUGGACGAGAGCGAGCCCAUCCAAACCGCCGACUCGGACAUUGUGAUCAUUGCCAACAAGCGCCACUCGUCCUUGUCGGUCACGGCCGCCACGGGCUCCCUCGUGCGCAUCAAGGCACUCAUGCUAGAGUUGGACGUGGACGAAAACGACGAGAAGGAUGGCUACGACUCGAUGGAGUACGACGAGUAACGUUAGUUAUUAGAACGAAGCAACUGUGUACUCAUAGAUUUAUUGGUGCUUUGAAAUGUACUAAGCGUAAC